ACUAGCAUAUUAUUCGAUAGUUAUAAGGCAUACUUAUUUAAGGAUUAUAUGCAGCCUUUUGUUCACGUUUUUUGGAUAGACGUAAGGUUUUAUGAGGGUUUCAGCGACCUCGUUUUCGAUUAGACAAAGUAAAAGGCUAUAUAUCAUGUUUUUUUUCCCUUCAAGUCGAAUGACGGCAUUUCUCAGACGGCUGAGCUGGUUCAACCUCCAAGGAAUGUGUUUAUUCAUCGGCUGUACUUUGCCCUUCCCCUGGCUGGAAGCAAUUAUCAGCUAUCUCAACGAGUUUCAUGAAAACAACACAUAAGGAAGAACUACGCCUAGCCCAUAUACUAAUGGAGCUUGUGAAACACUGUGGUGGAUGCCACUGUGGAGCUGUUAGAUUUGAAGUCUGGAGUUCCCCUGACCUUCAUGUAUUUCACUGCAAUUGUAGUAUUUGCACGAAAAAACAAAACCACCAUUUCAUCGUCCCGAAGAGUCGCUUUACUCUCUUACAGGGAGUUGACAAUCUGACCACCUAUACCUUCCACACUCAUGUUGCUAAACACACCUUCUGUAAAACCUGUGGAGUUCAAAGUUUCUACUCACCGCGAUCCAAUCCCGAUGGAUAUGGCAUUGCUCCACACUGUCUAGAUCCAGGAACUGUGCGCAGUGUCACCGUGGAGAAGUUUUGCGGGGAGAAGUGGGAAGAAAGCGUGCAAGCUCACAAGACCAUCAAAGACAUGUCUAAACCUGAAGGGGACAUGCUGUAAAAAUAACUGCUGUUACACAACUUUGAAAACCGCUUCUUUUUAAUAAACAUUAUAUCAAAAACAGAACAAU
This is a messenger RNA of Poeciliopsis prolifica (blackstripe livebearer), 819 nucleotides long. It is a transcript of the gene cenpv, whose product is annotated as centromere protein V. Gene Ontology annotation, molecular function: carbon-sulfur lyase activity. Bases 288 to 749 code for a protein of 153 amino acids. NCBI's taxonomy places the organism in Eukaryota, Metazoa, Chordata, Actinopteri, Cyprinodontiformes, Poeciliidae. The record is from RefSeq and is a predicted model, not a curated record. The transcript is spliced from 6 exons.